Molecule: messenger RNA, 729 nt
Organism: Prunus armeniaca (apricot)
Lineage: Eukaryota; Viridiplantae; Streptophyta; Magnoliopsida; Rosales; Rosaceae
Source: the annotation of a GenBank genome assembly
AUGAGCGACGACGAUGGUAAUCGGAAUAGGAAUAAGAAUGGCCCGUGGACGCCGCCAAACAGACCCUACCAGGAGAGAGAGGAAGACAUGAAGAUUUGGGGAAUUCUGGUGUUUGGUCUAAUUGGCGCCACCGCCACAACUCUCGCGGUUUCACAGCUUCGUAGGACCGUUGAUUGGGUCUAUACUCAGUUGUUCAGAUCACAAUCAUCGUGGAAAGGAGGAAGCGGUAGUUCAUUCCGGACAUCCUUUCAGGAGGAAGCAUGGAAAAAAUAUAAUCGUCGCAUGCAAGAGGAGUAUGAGGAAGAACUGGAGAGAGUGGAACGUAUUAGGCGUAUGCAAAGUGUAUUCAAUAGAGAGAGGAACAAAUACAAAAGCAGCUAUGAGAGCUGGAGGGAAAAUGGUCAAGGUGCAUACCAUCAACAUUUCCAGCGAGAAGAUUGGUAUUGGAAAACUGAUACAUCCUUCAAAGACCGGAGGAAUAACUACAGGGAGACUCCUAGGGAAAAUGCAAGCUAUUUAUUAUCGCAUCACUACUCAAUAUUAGGCCUUGACAGGUUUAGAAAGGCACCUUACACGGAUGCUGAGAUUAAGACAGCGUUUAGGACCAAGGCAAAGCAAUUUCACCCAGAUCAAAACCAAGAUAAUAAAGAGGCUGCUGAAGCAAAGUUUAAAGAGGUAAUGACGUCCUACGAGGCCAUAAAGAAAGAGAGGGGAAACAUGAAUCUGUGA